AUGGAGCUCUUCCAGCAAGGCGAGAUGUGGGCUCCACAGGACGAUGGCAGUGUAGAAUUCGCCUUCACAAAAUACAUCAUCAAGGGACCCAGUUACCAAUACUUCUACGCCGAUUCUGAAAAGAAGAUGAAGCCUUCCCCUUCGUUAGCGGAUAUAGAGGGACUCGACUUGGUCCCAAUAUCGGUCCAAGACACAUCCCUGCUGGAUUACGACACUUCAUCGUCGGCCAAACUCCUGCUCGACCUCGGCAACCUGGUGUUGAAUGAAGCUUCAGUCUGCGAAAUCUUGAAAGCCAACCCGCAUCCCAACAUUGCCACUUACACAGGCUGUGCUGUCGUCGGCGGGCGGAUACAAGGACUGUGUUUCGUGAGAUACGCCAUGACACUGAGUGAGAGAUUGCGGCGAGACACCGAGACUUUCGACAAGGAGGCCUGUCUACGAGAGGUAGAACUGGGCAUUCGGCAUUUGCACUCCCUAGGGCUUGUUCACAAUGACAUCAACCCGGCAAACAUCAUGUUUGACGAUAGCGAUCGCCCAGUCAUAAUUGACUUCGACUCCUGCCAUUACCACGGUCAGAAGCUAGGCAUCAAGUUAGGUACACAGGGCUAUUUCAAGGAGGGGAUGGAUUUCGCGAGCUACGAGAACGACUUCUUUGGGCUUUUAAAGCUCCGGGAAUAUAUGUUCAAUCCUGAUACGUAG
Messenger RNA from Ustilaginoidea virens, 699 nucleotides. RefSeq lists its product as uncharacterized. Gene Ontology annotation, biological process: protein phosphorylation. The coding region runs from base 1 to 699 and encodes 232 amino acids. Gene Ontology annotation, molecular function: ATP binding; protein kinase activity. Lineage: Eukaryota; Fungi; Ascomycota; Sordariomycetes; Hypocreales; Clavicipitaceae. The record is from RefSeq and is a predicted model, not a curated record. The transcript has 2 exons.